Molecule: messenger RNA, 1182 nt
Organism: Pogona vitticeps (central bearded dragon)
Lineage: Eukaryota; Metazoa; Chordata; Lepidosauria; Squamata; Agamidae
Gene: MYOZ2
Product: myozenin 2
Cellular component (GO): actin cytoskeleton; Z disc
Molecular function (GO): FATZ binding; actin binding; telethonin binding
Source: RefSeq, a predicted model, not a curated record
UUUUUUGAAGAGGGUCAGUCCCCAGUUUGUCUCAGUACUAGGCAUCAUGCAGACCCAAGACCAAGCAUAGAAACCACCACCCAGGACUGGACAGGUCACCCCCACUCAUAACAAACUCCAUAAACUUCACCCAAAGCACCAGGAUCACUAUUCUCCAGAACAAUAAGUACGAAAAUCCCAGCAGAUGACGACAAUGCUGUCACAUGCUGACAUGGUCAAGGAGAGGAAGAAGCAAGCAUCCGCCAUCGUGAAGGAAAUCCAUAGAAAUGAAUCCCCUGGUAUUGACCUUGGAAAAAAGGUUAGUAUCCCCAGAGAUAUCAUGCUGGAAGAAUUGUCACUUCUUAGUAACAGAGGAGCACGACUGUUCAAGAUGCGCCAAAGGAGAUCUGACAAGUACACAUAUGAAAACCUUCACUUUUUAUCUAGCAAGCCAAGAAAUCGCAGCGAAGUCAUACAGUGUGUUCCACUAGACACUGGGGGCAUGGAAGCCGGCCAGCAGUAUGCACCAACAACACCUCCUAAUACACCCGAUCCACGGAACCCACCGAACCCUGAAACCAUUGCCCCAGGAUAUUCUGGACCACUGAAGACCAUCCCUCCUGAGAAAUUCAACACAACAUCUGUGCCAAAGUACUAUCAGUCACCUUGGAUAGAAGCCAUCAGCAAUGACCCUGAGCUGCUGGAGGCUCUAUACCCUAAACUGUUUAAGCCAGAAGCAAAACCAGAACUGCCAGAUUUUAAGAGCUUUAACAGAGUUGCCACACCUUUUGGUGGUUUCGAGAGAGCUUCAAAGCUGGUUAAGUUCAAGGUUCCAGACUUCAACUUUCUACUGCUAAAUGAUCCACGAUUCAUGGUCCUUGCCAAUCCCCUUUCUACCAGGCGGUCCUUCAACAGGACUCCUAAAGGAUGGACCUCUGAGAAUAUACCUAUAAUGAUUACUAUACAGCCUACAGAGGUCAAUGUUGUUCCAGAAACAGAAGAUCUGUGAAAAUAACAUGAAACAAGCAUUAUACAUCAGAAUCAGCAUGGUGGUAUGCUGCUAACAUGUGCUACUUCUGCUCCAACAUUCUCUUUCAUAGAGUUGAAAUCCAGUAACAUCUGCGGUUGUAAUUGUUCUCUGGAGUUAAUGUUUUUCUGCAGAUCUAACACAAAUAAAAUAACUUGGCCAUUACUCUUGAAAAA